Chironomus riparius is the source of this 1463-nucleotide messenger RNA. NCBI's taxonomy places the organism in Eukaryota, Metazoa, Arthropoda, Insecta, Diptera, Chironomidae. The record is from the annotation of a GenBank genome assembly.
AAAAAAUCAAAACAAACAAAUUGAAAUUCGUUAAUUUUAUUAAAAGCAGCUAAAAUGAGUAAUAUAUACAUCCAAGAACCUCCAUCAAAUGGAAAAGUACUAUUAAAGACAACGGUCGGUGAGAUAGAAAUCGAAUUAUGGUCAAAGGAAGCUCCAAAAACCUGCAGAAAUUUUGUUCAACUAUGUCUCGAUGGAUUUUACAAUGGCACGAUCUUUCAUCGUCUAGUGAAGAGCUUCAUAGUUCAAGGAGGUGAAAAUUCUGAGAAUGCAGACUUGAUUGAGCCAAUAAGAAAUGAAUUUCACUCAAGAUUACGGUUUUCACGUCGUGGACUGUGUGGAAUGGCUACAAAUGAAGGAAGUGACAAUAAUAUGCAAUUCUUCUUCACACUGGAUCAAACGCCAGAACUACAAAAUACACAUACGAUAUUUGGUAAAGUUACAGGAGACACAAUUUACAACAUGAUUAAGCUUAAUGAUUCCCAAACUGAUCCUAACGAUCGAGUCAUUUAUCCUCAUAAGAUUAAUAAAGUAAAAAUAUUAAACAAUCCAUUUCCUGAUAUCAAACCUCGGCAUGACAAAACAUCCAGCGCAAAAGAUGAAGAAAGUAGCAAGAAGAAAUCCAAAAAAGAAGGCGUUAAAAAUUUUAAGCUUAUAUCUUUUGGCGAGGAAGCUGAACAAGAUGAAAUGGAAGUUGUGACUACAAAGUCAAAGAAAAUUGAGCAAUCAAGUUCAUCAAGCUGGAAAAAAGAUAAAUCUAAAGAUAAACAAGAAAAGGAUCUAAAAAGAUCCAGAACACCACCACUUCCAAAACGAAAUACACCGCCUAAGGAGCCUGAGAAAGUCGUUACGUAUGACGAGGAUUCAGAUAGUGAUUUUGAGGAAUCGAUGAAAAAACAGAAAAUGUCUGAGCUUGAGAAGAAACGAAAGGAGAUACAGGAUCAAAUUAAAGACCUAAAGAAGCAAUAUCACAGCGAUAGAAAGGACAAAACUAUUGAAAAGCAGGUAGAAGAGCCAAAACCUGAAAAUCCAGAAAAUAAUGCAAUUAAAAGCUAUUUAGAGGAGAAAGAAAAAUACAAGAGCUGUAAAGUCAAGUCUAAAGGAUCAUCAAGAGAGGCACAGACAAUGGCAUUGCUUGAAAAAUUCAAACAGAAGCUUCAUUCAGCCGAACCAACGAAAAAAAUUGACAAUGAAAAUUCAGAUGACGAAAAUUGGCUCGGACAUAAGUUGGAUUUCUCUGAAAGUCAAGAUGCUGUACUUGCUAGAGAUGCAUCGAAGAAAGCUGAUGAUUGGUAUGACAUCUAUGAUCCAAGAAAUCCUAUAAAUAAGAGGAAACGUGGUGAGAGUUCAAAGCAGCAAGACUCAAAUAAAAAAUCAAAAUAAAAGCACCUAUCAUGCUUCACGCGGAAGCUUAUUAAUUACUUUAACGGUUUUUUUAAAUUUUGAAAUUAUUUCAACUGUGACGC